Rosa chinensis is the source of this 1678-nucleotide messenger RNA. RefSeq names its product enhancer of mRNA-decapping protein 4-like. Gene Ontology annotation, biological process: deadenylation-independent decapping of nuclear-transcribed mRNA. NCBI's taxonomy places the organism in Eukaryota, Viridiplantae, Streptophyta, Magnoliopsida, Rosales, Rosaceae. Gene Ontology annotation, molecular function: protein binding. The record is from RefSeq and is a predicted model, not a curated record. The transcript is spliced from 9 exons. The coding region runs from base 619 to 1167 and encodes 182 amino acids. Gene Ontology annotation, cellular component: P-body.
GUUCUCUUUGAACUCUGAAGCAUCCACUUCAGAGUUUAGACAAUAAUAUCAUUUAUUUGAGACACAGGGGUUUGAAAUCCCACCUCCUAUUUAGAAAGAUUUCAACAUUUCUUAUAUUUGGGUAUGACCCUGUUUUGAGGUUGUCUUCAUCUGCUAUUUACUCAUCAAUCUUGGGGACUAUAGAUUUUGCACUUGGAAAGGUUACAGACUCUGGCCAAGUUGGCUACAUGGUGAUUGCUGAUCUCCUGAAUUUGAGAUAACCGCAAAUGAGGUAGAGGCAAAGAAGUUCUAGCCUGGCUUUGGCUAAGAAUCUUGCUUCAAGGUGAUGCAGCAGGUUUGUGCUGACCUUCUUGAGGAAAAUGGAAUUGGUUUUUAUUGUUUCUAAGGGUGGAAUUGAUACUGUGACAGUGGUAUGCUGAUACGAAUGCCGAGCAGUAAGCUACCGAAAGGCAGGCAUUUGAUUGGGGAUAGUGUGGUUUACGAUGUGGGUGUUUGGUUGCCCCGGGAUUUUCAGCCGCGGCUAGAAGUUACCCCUAUAAUUAAGGGAAUAUUUGGGUUUUGAAUAUACAAACUGCAUUGAGUUCGUUGUUUCAAGCUCAUACACAGAGGGUCACAGACAUGGCUUUCUUUGCCGAGGAUGUUCACCUUUUGGCUUGUGUGAGUGUAGAAGGACGGCUUUUUGUGUGCAAAAUUUCUGAAGGUCCAGAUGAAGAAGGUACGCCACAAAUCACAGGAAUUGUUAUGGCCAUUCAAAUAAUUGGUGAAGGGGAAGAUGUUCAUCCACGAGUUUGGCGGCACUGUCAUAAACAUGAGGUUUUGGUUGUUUGGGUUGGGAAGCGUUUCUACAAAUUGUUACUACUAAAGUUGCAAAGGGUGAAGUCCCUUCUGCUGAGGAUCCUAUUAAGUUUCCUGUUGAAAAACUUAUUGAUGGGGUCCAAUUUGUUGGUAAACAUGAUGGAGGUUACAGAUUUAUCAAUGUGCCAAUGGAUGACCACUCGGCUGGUUUCUGCUUCUAUGGAUGGAACUAUAAAGAUCUGGGAAGAUCGCAAGUCACAACCACUUUUAGUACUGAGAUGCUAUGAUGGCUUUCCUGUUUAUUCGUCUACAUUUGUGACGGCUCCCAACAGGCCUAGAUCACAUCAUGCUUAUAACAGUGGGCCCACUUAAUCGGGCAUGAAGGUUUGGUCCUCGGCGAGUGAAGAAGGCUGGCUGCUUCCCAGUGAUGCUGAGUCAUGGAAAUCUACCCAGGCCUUAGAGUUAAAGAGCUCUGCUCAACCUUGAGUUGAGGAUGCAUUCUUUAAUCAAGUCAUAGCAUUGUCACAAGCUGGCCUUAUUUUACUUGCAAAUGCUAAGAAGAAUGCUAUAUAUGUCGUGCACUUAGACUUUGGUGGUUAGCCAGCAUCUACACGUAUGGAUUACAUCGCAAAAUUUGCUGUUACAGUGCCUAUUUUGAGCUUUACUGGGACAAGUAUAUCACCUCAUGGUGAACAAAUUUAUUGUGUCCAAACACAAGCCAUUCAACAGUAUGCUUUGGACUUAUCCAAGUGCAUACCUCUCCCAUUCUGUAGUGUGUACUAAACAAGUUUCUGAAUUAGCUAGAUUAGCAUUCUACUAGUCAUAUAAAUAGUAAAUCUUUAAAAGUUAGCUCAUUUAAAUUUAAAUUGAGUUCUAGAAAUGA